Zea mays is the source of this 2012-nucleotide messenger RNA. RefSeq lists its product as uncharacterized. The transcript has 2 exons. Gene Ontology annotation, molecular function: zinc ion binding; nucleic acid binding. Bases 136 to 1770 code for a protein of 544 amino acids. Lineage: Eukaryota; Viridiplantae; Streptophyta; Magnoliopsida; Poales; Poaceae. The record is from RefSeq and is a predicted model, not a curated record.
GGGUUUCCUCCCGAUUUUGUUGGCGCUCACUCUUUCCCCCAUUGCGCAGCCUUCCUCUCGCGUCUCUGGUCGCUCCCUGUCUCUUCACGUUCUGGUUUUCAUGGCGGGUGGUGCAUAACUUCCUUGCGUCCCCCGAUGGCUGAAGAAGAGUGGCCUAGAUUAGGGUCGGGUGGUGUCCGAAGUUUCUCGAUGUCUGGUGGGAUGGAUCCGAAGAACAAGAACAUUCCAAAUCCCCCAUGGGAUCGUUGGGGACAAAAAGAUACUGCCCAGGGUUCUCAAUCCUGGAACAGAAACCGCAAUCUUAGCUGGAGAUUGAAGUCGCAGCCUGGGAAAUCUGAUCUCCAUGAGGGUUUACUGUCUUCUUCCUCUGGAGAUGGCAUUCAAUCAGGUAAUCCCAUCAUAUCCCCAUUUACUUUGAAGAAAGAGAAUGAUCCUGUUCGUCCCGCUUUCUGUCAGAAAUGUGGGGUUGAAGGCCAUCAUGCUAGAAACUGUUUUAAUGCUUUAUGGUGCGAUAUCUGUCGUAAAGAUACCCAUGUUACAUCUCGGUGCGUGUUACCGAAACAAAGCAAGCCCAACAUGCCCAUUGUAGGUAUGGCAGCUGAUGGUCUAGGGUUUUAUCUCUCUCAUUUCGCUAAACCAAUGUCCAAAAAACCAAAAAGGGUUUUCAUCGUCUUGGUAAAGGUGAUUGAGGGAUUAGUGUAUGUUGAAGAUCUGGAAAAUGACUUUGGUUUCCAUUUCCCUUGGGGAAAAAUGUGGAAGGCUACAAAAUGUCAUUCUGGUUUUUUAAUGCAAUUCCCUUCACAAGAAUGUCUUGAUGAGAUGAUGAGCUUUCCUGAACUUAAAAUGAAGAUGUCUGGUGCCAAGAUUGUUGUAGUUCCAUGGAGUUCUCGAGCCAAACCUAAAUCUAGAUUGCAUACUGCUUGGGUUGUUGCUGAGAAUGUUCCUGAGGAAUUAAAAAAUUAUCAAUCGAUCUAUGAAAUUGGCUCCAUGAUUGGUGCAGUUGAAGAAGUUGAUCUCAUGUCUUUAGACUCUGAGGAUAUUGUGAGAUUUAAAGUUCAUAUUAAAAGUGUGGCUAUGAUUCCGCCAGUUGUGGAAGUGGCUGUGAAACCAUUUCUGUAUGACAUCUAUUUUAGAAUUGAAUCCAUCAGUGAUGAAGGUUGGAAUGAUGAGACAGUUAACCUGGGCAAGAGAGCUUCUGUGGAUAUUCAUGGGAUAAAUGAUCCAGUGUUCGAUAAAUCUGGAAAAAAACCUAGAAAUGAGGGUGAAGCUUUAGAUGAAGACCCUAUAUCUAAUUUUAGGUUGGGAGAGUCUUCCUCUCAAGGCAAAGAAUCCCUUAAAGCUUCUGAAGUGUUCAUGGAUAUUUCUAAAGAUAAAUCUGGUGUGGGUUUGAGAAUGGUAGAUCUUAGUGAUGAGAAAGUUGAUUUUGACCCUAAUGAAGAUGAUCUGCUGAGUUCUCAAGAAUUGGAAGAAUUUGCAAAGGAGGUGGAAGAAGAACAAACUGAUUUUCAAGCUAGAGUGGGUGAGAUGAUUUUAAUUCCCUCAACUGAAGAAGAAAAACAAGAUCUGAUGGGCAAAAAAUCAAGCGAGGUCCCUGUGUCUACAUCUGAUGGCGUAAGAAAGAGCUCAAGACUUGAGAAGAAUGAUGACAUUAAAGUGGCGGACAAGGCUAUAUCUAGAGCUGAAGCUAAAGAUGCCUUCCUUAACAAAGAAAAAGAAGGAAAGAAAAUUGGUGGAGCAAGGAAGCCUCAAAAUCCGAAAGAUAACAAGUGAUAUCUACAGCAAGGCUAGGGGUUGGAAGCCAAUCGACAGACGCAUUCAGUGAAGCUUUUGUUGGGUGCCUGUCAUUUUGAUUCACCUGUUCUGUUUGCUGUAAUAUCUCCUGGUAGCGUCAGGCUGGAAAACCUUGUCUUAGCUCGCUACUUUAGCUGUUAGUUUCCUGCUGCUUUAGUUCAGACUCGUUGAUCUUUUCUUUUGGUCAGCUUUAUGAUGAUAUUCUGGUGCUUCUAGUCGUA